Messenger RNA from Sinocyclocheilus rhinocerous, 3201 nucleotides. Its product is annotated as mutS protein homolog 5-like. The record is from RefSeq and is a predicted model, not a curated record. Gene Ontology annotation, molecular function: ATP binding; mismatched DNA binding; ATP-dependent DNA damage sensor activity. The coding region runs from base 1 to 3201 and encodes 1066 amino acids. Gene Ontology annotation, cellular component: nucleus. Lineage: Eukaryota; Metazoa; Chordata; Actinopteri; Cypriniformes; Cyprinidae. Gene Ontology annotation, biological process: chiasma assembly; mismatch repair. The transcript has 34 exons.
AUGGACAACAGCGACCUCCACCUGCUGGAUAGAGUCAUACAGGAGCUGAGUCCAAACGUCUUAAUAACAAGUGCAAAACAAGAGCAGAGCUUGCUCGAGUUUAUCGAAAAGCUUGAAUUAAAUCCUGAAUAUAAGCCUGAAAUAGUCAUGUUUCCAAAUGCAAACUUUGGUCUGGAGAUCAGCAGACAGCGACUCCUCUCAGCACACAUCCCAUCUCUCCCUCCCACCAUCACAGAGAGCGAGAAAAUCCCGUAUCUCUCCUCCUGUAUCCCAUUAGACUCAGUGCUGAUGAUGAGGUCAAUAGGAGGGCUGUUGAAGUGUCUGGAGAGGAGGAGAGUUGGCUUAGACAUGGAAGACAGCAGUAUGGGCGUUCCCAUAUUGCAGUUUUUGGCUUACACACUGAAAGAUGUUGUGUACAUCGACAAAGACACAUAUAGUGCCCUCCAGAUCUUUAAAUCUGAGCUGCAUCCUUCCGUCUUUAAGCUCCAGUUAGGAGAGAAAGAAGGAUUGAGUCUUUAUGGUGUUCUUAAUCGAUGUCAGAGCAAGUUUGGCUCUCUGCUUUUACGGCAGUGGUUCCACAGACCUACUCGAGAUCUGAACAUCCUGAAGAGGCGUCAGGAAGUGAUGCGUUUCUUCACAGCCCCUCGUAACUUUGCUGAUCUUAACACUUUACAGAGUUGCCUGCGGAAUAUCAAGAACAUCUCGACGUUGCUGCAUAAAAUGUCUCGCUCUAACCCGAAGGUUGCCAUCUGGGACACUGUUCGCUCCAUGCCCCAGUGCAUCCAACUUUUCAGUGAAAUCACUCAAAACUUCUCCGAUGAUCUUUUCUACAUUGCCACAUACAUCAGUAAAGUGGUGGACUUUGAAGGAAGUAUAGCUGAGAACCGAUUCACUGUUAGGCCGGAUGUUGAUCCUGUUAUUGAUGAGAGAGAGUGGUUUUCCAUUGAUUUCUUCAGUUCUGAUGGAAUAGUAACUGAAGUCAUACAGGAGCUGAGUCCAAACGUCUUAAUAACAAGUGCAAAACAAGAGCAGAGCUUGCUCGAGUUUAUCGAAAAGCUUGAAUUAAAUCCUGAAUAUAAGCCUGAAAUAGUCAUGUUUCCAAAUGCAAACUUUGGUCUGGAGAUCAGCAGACAGCGACUCCUCUCAGCACACAUCCCAUCUCUCCCUCCCACCAUCACAGAGAGCGAGAAAAUCCCGUAUCUCUCCUCCUGUAUCCCAUUAGACUCAGUGCUGAUGAUGAGGUCAAUAGGAGGGCUGUUGAAGUGUCUGGAGAGGAGGAGAGUUGGCUUAGACAUGGAAGACAGCAGUAUGGGCGUUCCCAUAUUGCAGUUUUUGGCUUACACACUGAAAGAUGUUGUGUACAUCGACAAAGACACAUAUAGUGCCCUCCAGAUCUUUAAAUCUGAGCUGCAUCCUUCCGUCUUUAAGCUCCAGUUAGGAGAGAAAGAAGGAUUGAGUCUUUAUGGUGUUCUGAAUUGCUGUCGGAGCAAGUUUGGCUCUCUGCUUUUACGGCAGUGGUUCCACAGACCUACUCGAGAUCUGAACAUUCUGAAGAAGCGUCAGGAAGUGAUCCGUUUCUUCACAUCCCCUCGUAACUUUGCUGAUCUUAACACUUUGCAGAGUUCCCUGCGGAAUAUCAAGAACAUCUCGACGCUGCUGCAUAAAAUGUCUCUCGCUAACCCGAAGGUUGUCGUCUGGCAAAGUCUGUAUAAGACGGUGUACAAUGCAUUGUGCAUUAGGGACACCAUUCGCUCCAUGCCCCAGUCCAUCCAACUCUUCAGUGAAAUCAGUCAAAACUUCUCCGAUGAUCUUUUCUACAUUGCUACAUGCAUCAGUAAAGUGGUGGACUUUGAAGGAAGUGUAGCUGAGAACCGAUUCACUGUCAGGCCGAAUGUCGAUCCUGUUAUUGACGAGAAGAAAAGAAGGAUGAUGGGUCUCCCAGAUUUCCUGACAGACGUGGCUCGUGCUGAGCUGGAAAAACUGGACCCUCGCUUCUCCACCUGCAGCAUAAUCUACAUCCCUCUGAUUGGAUUUUUACUGUCGGUGCCAAGAUUACCCACCAUGCUGGAUAAACAGAGCUUUGAGAUGGAGGGUCUUGAUUUCAUGUUCCUGUCAAAGGAUCAACUGCAUUACCGCAGUGCUCGAACCAAAGAGCUGGACAGCAUGCUGGGAGACCUGCAUUGUGACACCUUGGAUCUGGAGAUGGUGGUAAUGAGGAAGCUUCAGGCCUCAGUGCUUCAGCGGAGCGACUGUUUGUAUAAGGUCAUGUCUCUGUGUGCAGAGCUGGACUGUCUCAUUGCUUUGGCUCAGGCUUCUCUGGAUCACGGCUACUGCUGUCCAACCCUGACAUCAAACCACAGACUGGCCCUGAUUGAGUCACGCCAUCCUUUGCUGGAACUGUGUACUCCAGUAUUUGUGUCAAACACCUACAUCAGCUCUGAAACUGAAGGCAAAGUGAAAGUUAUUACAGGACCAAAUUCCUCCGGCAAGAGCAUCUAUCUAAAACAGGUGGGACUGAUUGUGUUCAUGGCGCUGAUUGGCUCAGAUGUUCCUGCUAAAGAGGCAGAGAUUGGGCUGGUGGAUGGAAUCUUCAGCCGCAUGCAUAGCCGUGAGUCUGUAUCAGUGGGUCUGAGCACCUUCAUGUUAGACUUGAACCAGAUAACAAGUUCCUUGAACCACAGCACUGGGGAUUCUCUUGUUCUAGUGGAUGAGUUUGGUAAAGGAACCAACACUGUGGAUGGAUUGGCUCUCCUGACUGCAAGUCUCAAUAACUGGAUGCGUCGUGGGCCGCAGUGUCCUCACUUACUUAUGUCGACAUGCUUCCACAGCCUCAUACAGCUGGGCUUGAUCUCUGAUUCUCCACUGCUGGAUUUACUGACUCUAGAGACAGCAAUAGAGGGAGAAGAGCUGGUGUUUUUGUACCAAGUGAAAAACGGCAUCUGCCAGUCGAGUUGUGCGGCUAAUAUCGCCACUCUGGCCGGCAUUCCCGAUGACCUGGUCAAGAGAGGAGUGGAGGUGUCAGAGUUAUACAGAACAGGAAGAACCAUCAGAAAGAUGAACAGCCCAUCUUCAGAUGAACAGUACAGCAGGUGUGUUGAGGUGGUGGAGAAAUUCCUCAGUAUUGAUCUGGAUGACCCUGAGCUGGAUCCCGAUUCUUACUUGAAAGAUGAGGUGCUCCCAACACUUGAAGAGGUGCUGUGA